AUGAUUGUUCGGCUCGCAGGGUCCCGCUGCGUGUGGAGGAAGCAGCGUGAACUCAUCGGUAAGACACCACUAGAUGUGGGAGUCAGGGUUAACUCACUCCCCGAGAGCUUGAACUAUAGGACCAACGAUGCAACCCCAAAGUUUCGCAAGGCACCAACGAUCUUCACAACUAUAGCGGCUAGCAUUUACAAUGAUGACUGGCCGCCUUUUGGAUGUCAGAGAACAGCAGGAAGGAGAAAUCGGAAAUAUUCAUAUGGGCUGCGGAUAAAGGAGAUGGCAUCAUCCAUAGUACGACCAGGUGCUGAAUUUGUGGAGACUUGUCCUGAGCGGAUACAUUUAACACAUUACGAAGGAAGUUCAUCGAGGGGUGUGUGGAAGCGUGCCAAUGGAAAUGUGUCCAGAAUACUACACGGCCUUGCUUCACAAGUUCCACAGCAGUCGUUGAAUCACCAUGCGGACAUUGCACGAGAAGCGUCCAUAGCAAGGGAUGAAGUUGCCUAUGCGGUCUCCCAGAUCAGGAAGGUCAUCCCGCCGCUGGAAUCUGGCUGGAAGGUUGUCAGCAAGGUUGGUGAAAGACGUGUAUCGACCAGGAUGACCAGGAGUGCAAAGCGCUAUGUAACUGUUGGGACACCCACUCAAUGCGAUCCUCUCAACAUUUCAUGGACUGGUGGGCAAGCACCAUUUGAGAUACUCUUAACUCGUUCGUUAGCGCCAUCGUCUCAAGUCCAUCGAUUGCGCGCUAAUCUUUGUGCUUUCAAGUCUUGGGCAACGUGUAAGAAUUAUACUGUACGGCCAUCAGCCUUCAGCAAUGGCCAGGGCUCUUAUUCAAUAUCGCAAUUGACAUUAUCGACGGGAACAUCGUUUCUACUCACUAUGUCUGACGCCACCGGAUUUGGUUCGGGUGGGACCACAAACGUGUCAUUUGUUGGCAAUCCGGUUGCAAAUAACAACUGCAACACUACAGUUUUGUCAACUCCUUACAUGUGGGAGUUGUCGCCACUCCCGCUGCUGCAAUGCAGUCAAUUUACUGUUGCGACUGGUAGUGGUGCAGUCCUGCCCAUUACUAUUGUGCAACUUAUUCCUGGCGGACAACCAGUCAUAUUCAAUUCGAAUAGCUACACUUUUACCUCGGUUGUAGACGUUAACGCAGGAACGAACCUCCUGUAUUUUGUCAGCGACUCCCAGGGCAGACAAGGUGGUGUCUCUGGGUUCGAGCAAGUCUCAGGGUCGAGUAAUUCCUCGUGCGCAAGCACGAACUCGCCGUCAUCCACUGCAGGUAUAUCUGCCACAGCCACGUCUGCGUCCACGGCCACGGGUUCACCAACAGCUAGUUCAAGCAGUCCAAGUCCAACAAGUAGUUCGUCAAGCAGCAAUGUUGCUCUUAUCGCAGGCGCUGCGGGCGGCGGCGGGGUCCUUAUUGUAUUGGCCAUCCUCGGCGUAUGCUUGUGGCGUAAACGGAGAGCGUCUCGCUCUCCGGACGUUCAGUCUUCUAUAACAAGCUAUCCGCGUGAUAACUUCGCAGUUGGCACCCCUUCCUCAUCAUUGAAUCAGACACAACAUUCGCGCAGAGCUCCAACGCAGACUCUCCUGUCUAUGGGGAUGCUCGAAGUUCGACUAUAUCAUCCGCUUACAACCGAAUGUCUGAACCAAUGUCACCAAAUUACCCAUUGCAAUCCCCUUCCCCUUUAA
This is a messenger RNA of Suillus subalutaceus, 1689 nucleotides long. RefSeq lists its product as uncharacterized. The record is from RefSeq and is a predicted model, not a curated record. The transcript is spliced from 6 exons. Lineage: Eukaryota; Fungi; Basidiomycota; Agaricomycetes; Boletales; Suillaceae. The coding region runs from base 1 to 1689 and encodes 562 amino acids.